This is a messenger RNA of Fragaria vesca subsp. vesca, 1375 nucleotides long. RefSeq names its product CMP-sialic acid transporter 5-like. The record is from RefSeq and is a predicted model, not a curated record. Gene Ontology annotation, cellular component: Golgi membrane. Gene Ontology annotation, molecular function: pyrimidine nucleotide-sugar transmembrane transporter activity. Lineage: Eukaryota; Viridiplantae; Streptophyta; Magnoliopsida; Rosales; Rosaceae. Gene Ontology annotation, biological process: pyrimidine nucleotide-sugar transmembrane transport. The transcript is spliced from 6 exons. Bases 81 to 1079 code for a protein of 332 amino acids.
GAGAAGAGAGACUGCUUUAAAGUAAACCCAAAGAGAGAAGCAACCAAAAAUUCCCCAACAGUCUCUGUAGGUCGCCGGAAAUGGCGACCGCGACCGCCGCCGCCGCCAAGCCGAAACGUCCGCCGCCGACCUCGGACCAAAUGAACGCCAAGGUCUUCCUCUACUCCGUCCUUCUCGCUCUCCAAUACGGAGCUCAGCCUCUCAUCUCCAAACGCUUCAUCAGAAGAGAAGUGAUCGUCACGUCAUCGGUGCUGACGUGUGAGGUGGCGAAGGUGAUAUGUGCCCUAGUUUUCAUGGCCAGAGACGGGAGCUUGAAGAAGGUUUACAAAGAGUGGACUUUGCUUGGUGCGUUGACUGCUUCUGGGCUUCCGGCUGCCAUUUAUGCUCUGCAGAAUAGCUUGCUUCAGAUUUCGUAUAAGAAUCUUGAUUCUUUGACGUUCUCAAUGCUUAAUCAGACUAAGAUAAUUUUUACUGCUAUGUGUACGUAUUUGAUAUUGAGGCAGAAGCAAUCGAUUCAGCAAGUCGGGGCGCUUUUCUUAUUGAUUAUUGCAGCUGUUCUUCUAAGUUUCGGGGAAGGGUCGAGUAAGAGGUCUAGUGGUGGCAAUUCGGAUCAGAUAUGGUUUAAUGGGAUUAUUCCGGUGUUGGUUGCGUCUGUGCUUUCGGGUUUGGCGUCCUCUCUGUGUCAGUGGGCUUCCCAGGUUAAGAAGCACUCGUCGUACUUGAUGACUGUAGAGAUGUCUAUUGUCGGAAGUUUGUGCAUGCUGGCUAGUACCGCUAAGUCUCCCGAUGGAGAAGCUAUCAGAAAGCAUGGACUUUUCUAUGGAUGGACUAUACUGACUUGGAUCCCAGUCAUGUCCAAUGCCUUGGGUGGAAUCCUUGUUGGCCUAGUCACAACCCAUGCUGGUGGGGUUAGAAAGGGGUUUGUUAUUGUUUCUGCACUUCUUGUUACGGCUUUGCUGCAGUUCAUUUUUGAAGGGAAACCACCUUCAUUGUAUUGUCUGGCAUCUCUUCCCCUCGUGGUUAGCAGCAUUUCGAUAUACCAGAAAUAUCCUUACCGAGUUAAAAAGAAAGAAUCGUAAAAUCCUAACCAUUGUGACAUUAGGGGCUUCUUAUUUUGGCCCUGAUCACAAAGAGUUGUCAUUAGUUGGACAUAUUGGAACUUGUAGCUGCCUAGAUGAUAGAGAGUUAUCAGAAAAUCCAAGACUUUAUGCUGUAGCUAAGGAAUUCAAUACCAAGUUGUAUGUAGGUGCCAAAAAACUUCUGAAUGAGGUUCUAGUUUGUUCAGAGAUCUCUUUGAUCUUUGUCAGAACCAUUAUAUGAAGGAAAUUGUAAUCUUCAAUUGUUGUAAGAGUGAACAAUCAGUACACGAGCUAUG